Molecule: messenger RNA, 3324 nt
Organism: Chinchilla lanigera (long-tailed chinchilla)
Lineage: Eukaryota; Metazoa; Chordata; Mammalia; Rodentia; Chinchillidae
Gene: Bnip5
Product: chromosome unknown open reading frame, human C6orf222
Exons: 11
Coding region: 74-2188 (704 amino acids)
Source: RefSeq, a predicted model, not a curated record
CACACAGCCCUUGGUCUGGAGAUCCCAGCCCAGGGCAACUCCAGACGCAAGCAACCUCCGUGGGUCAAGCCAGAUGGAGCACCCUUGGGACCCUCGGCGAGCCCAGUCCUUGGACAGGUCUCACGCCCCCCGGAAGGACUCAGAGUCGUCCAGCUGCCAGUGCCUCUCACUGCCCGGUGCACCCUACAGGAGGGCACCCCGCCGAGCCAUCAGCGAUGGGGCCAGAUGUUCCCAGAGCCCAGACCCAUCUUCAGGGGCUCAGGGUGCUGAGGUUGCCGCAGCCCACACUCUGGAGGAGACGAGGGGGUUUCUUCCCAGCGAGCGGAGGACCCCUCCAGACACCAAGAAGGACAAGGCCCAGAGGCGGGCCCAGCCAGGCUGGCUGAAGAUGCUGCUGAACCUCCUCUUGAGGAUAGGCUUUGAGGAACCCGAAGACAAGGCCAGCGGGAGGCCGAAGGGGAAGGAAGAGCCCCUGGAGUCCCCAGAGGCAGCUGAGGAGCUGGCCUUCAGGAAGAAAGCCCAGGACAAGAAGGCCAACCGCAAGAGAUACGGUCACAGAAAGCAUGGGGCCGAGGAAGCCAAGGGGAGCCAUGACAGGGAGGCAGAAGGCCACCAGGCCCGGCUGCCCAACAUGGCUGCCGCUUUGCACUGUGAAGAAGCCGAGGCUGCUCCAGUUCACGGGGGUGGACCAGACUCCGGCGGCCCCCAGUCCUUGCCCUGCGAAGGCGCCGGUGCUGGUCUCUCGGAUCUUUCUCCCCAGGCCCCGGGCUCUGGGCCAGAAGAGGAGCUCAAGAAGCCCGACCAGGACGCCGUCAUCCGGAUGAUAGUGGAAUUCCUCAAGAAAGCGGGAGACCAGUGGGAGGAAGAGGUGAGGAGCAGCGCCGGUCCCAGGUCCCGCCGAAGCUCCUCCUCCUGCCCCGGGGCUCAAUGCUCCGCUUCCCUCGCCUGGGGCCACCCUGCCGCGCUGGCUUGCUCUCCUGAAGGACGGGGCCUGACUCAGUUUCCCUCUUGUUCCCAGCAGCAGGCUCGAGCCUCCCAGCCGGAAGUACAGCUGCACAGCCCUGCACUGGGCUGCAGGGGGAAGUCCCAGGAGAGGAAGCCCAGCAGCCUCAGGAGAGCGUUUUCCCUGAAGAAGUGCAGCCCGGAGGGGCCCGGGAGAGCGCGCGCUGCGGAUGUGCCCGGCCCCGAGGCCCGGCCGCCCAAGAGGCCCAGCUUCCUGCCCCUGUGCGUUGGCGGCGGUGCCCACCGGCCCUCCACCUCCAGCAGCCCCGGCUCUGAAGGACCAGGAGGCCCCGAGGCCCGGUCUGCGGAUGGCGACGGCCCCAGUCCCUCUGAGCUCCCGGCCCGCGCUGGAUGCCAGGGACCCGAAGAGGAGCGGCCGCUGGACAGAGCCUCUGAGUCCAACGAGUUCAGGCGGAAGAUCCUCAGGCUGCUCCGAGAUGGCGAGGAGCCCGCUGGCGCUGGCGAGCAGGAGGCUGAGGCAGCCGGACAAAGCCUGGCCCUGGCCGGCAGGAGGAAGUCCCCGGAGAAAAAGCCCAGCAGCCUCCGCAGAGCCUUUGCCCAUAAAAGACACAGCUCCAAGGAGCGCAGGAGAGCGGGGGCUGUGGGGACCGGGGUGGCCGCCACCCCCGAUUCCCGGCCACCCAAGAGGCCCGGCUUCCUGCCCCUGUGUGUCGGUGGCCACCGGACCUCCAUUUCUUGCAGCUCCGAUGAAGAAGGCCAGGAGUUCCAGGAGCCCUCAGCCACAGAAGCGGCCGCACCUGGGUUCUCAGAAGCAGCCUCCCGGGCCAGCAGCUGCACGCCAGAAGGGGACCCUCAGCUCCUGCAAGAGGGAGUAUGCGGAUCUAAGGAGCUCGUUAUCUGCAAGCUGGUGGCGCUUCUCCAAGAAGUGGACGGCGAGUUGGGGGAGCAGAUCCGGAGACACCCCAGCUUUAAGAGGUUCUUUUACGAGUUCUCAGACUCCUCCCUCAGGAAGCUGGCGGCCACCCUGCGCAGCCAGCAGGCCCGCCCGGAGGAUGGGGACAGGAGCCUCCCCAAGAGACUGCUCCCGCUUGCCUUUGGCCUGGGGAACAAAUAUGCUGACGGCCACAGCCGCACCAUCUGCAGCCUCAUGGGCUCCCGAAGCAGAGCCCAGUCCCAGGAGGCCCAGCUGAACCUCACAAGUCCUGGGUGUCUCAGUCCAGAUUAAAAGCGGCGCCUGGACCUCCAGCUCCGUUGACCCAGCCAAACAAUUGGCGCCUUUGGCCGGGAGACCCUGAAGCUGCUAUGUAACUUCCCAAACCCGAGCUUCACAAAGUCCCUGAAGACCACACCCUGCUGCCUGGAAAUGCACGAAGCCUUCUGCCCCAAAGCUCCCUGCGGAGACCACACCGGGGAGUCGGCUCUGGAUUGGAGCGAGGAGACCCCAGGGCAGAGCUGGCCCGCUAGUUCCAGGCAUCCGGCAGAAGCCCUGCAACAUUUUCCCCUGGGUCCUGUAAUUCCAUGACCAGAGAAUUCUGUGGAGCUGAUACCUUGUACCUCUCCCAUCUCAUGGGACUUGCUAAGAGUCAGUGAGAAAAUAAGGUGAAGAGUUCCAAAACUCAUGCCUGGUGCAGUUAGGUGAUCUUUAUUAGCGCUACAUUUGGGUGGUGUUCGGGAAGCAGAGGAGGGCUUUCGGCGGGACCUCUGUGGACAGCUGCGCGGUCCGCACUGCUCAAGAGCACCAUACCCCCAAAGGCGCUAGUCCCAUCCUGGGCAAUGUGGACUUGGAGAUUUAAGAUGACAAUUUUCCAGCUGGUGGCAGUAAAGGGUCUUGAAAGGGGCUCUUUUCUUUCAUUUGCAUUUGCACAAAGGUGAGGUGUGGGUUGUCACAGGCUCCAGCUUCCACACAGCUGAGCAAUUCAGAUGCGCUAUGUGCAGGCUGCCGGGCUCCCAGCAGAUCCCCAGCUCCCUUGCAGUGGCCUUGGGACUCGUGGCCCUAUGGGAGAGGCUGGGAAAACCUGCACGGCACACUGCGCCUCGCUGGGCAUGGUGGGUGUGGCGGAUGAGCUGAGCCUGCGGCCAGUACCAUGGGGAGGCGGGCGGGAGAAAGGCCGGGCGGAGGGCAAGGGACUCAGCUAACCCGCCGGCCUUCACCGCUCUCGAGGAGCGGGGCAGGGGCUGAGCUCCUUGCUCGGUUCUUCUGGGCAGCAGUCAGGAGUGUGGCGUCAGUUUGACAAAGCUCAGGAACCUUUUGUACAUAGUUUCUUAUUCGAGUGACGAGCGCUGGCCGUGUGAGUGCCCGAUGCUGGCAUCUGGAUCGCAUGUUUUUUUAACUGCAUCGAGCAAAUAAAGCAACUGACUUGC